AUGGUUCAUUUCAUCCGACUCCCAGCUUCCAAACAAUUUGCUGAAGAAGUCUUGAAAGCACACAAUGACUACAGGAAGAAACACGGAGUCCCCCCAUUAAAACUCUGCAAGAAGUUAAACAGAGGAGCCCAACAGUAUGCAGAAGAACUGGCUUCCACGAGGGUCCUCAAACACAGCUCCGAGUCUGCUAAUGGAAAAUGUGGAGAAAACCUAGCAUGGGCAUCCUACGACCAACCAGGUAAGAUACAAGUCAACGCCUCGUACUUCACCUUUAUCCUUAGUUUGUCCCAGCCAAAGGAGGGCCGGCCACAAGCCAGCUGGG
This is a messenger RNA of Leptosomus discolor (cuckoo roller), 322 nucleotides long. The record is from RefSeq and is a predicted model, not a curated record. Lineage: Eukaryota; Metazoa; Chordata; Aves; Leptosomiformes; Leptosomidae.